This is a messenger RNA of Zingiber officinale, 1186 nucleotides long. RefSeq names its product GATA transcription factor 1-like. Gene Ontology annotation, molecular function: sequence-specific DNA binding; zinc ion binding. The transcript has 2 exons. Gene Ontology annotation, biological process: regulation of DNA-templated transcription. The record is from RefSeq and is a predicted model, not a curated record. Bases 194 to 997 code for a protein of 267 amino acids. NCBI's taxonomy places the organism in Eukaryota, Viridiplantae, Streptophyta, Magnoliopsida, Zingiberales, Zingiberaceae.
UAAUUGUUAAAAUCGAAAGAAUGGAGGCAUUAAUGUGAGGUGAGGCGGUGAGUUGAAAAAAGCAAGAAGUGUAAAAAAAAGUUACGCAAGGGGGAAAAAAGAGAAGCUGAUUUUCUCUUUAUCUUCUCGCCGUUCGUUUGUCUGAGUCAUUGAGUGGUAGAGAAAGGCCACGCCGUUCUCAGAGAAGAACGAGAUGGUUGAUGCAUUGAAAGAGGCGGCGCCGGCGCCGGCGCCGGCUGGGAAAGCCUUCUUCGACGACGAACUUGUUCUUCUCGACUUCAACGCCGCCGCUGCCGCGGGGGAGUUGCAGCCGCAGGCGUUACUUUUUCAGGAUUUCUUCGACCCGUCUGUCGAUGGCCUUCCGGGGCUUCCGGUGGAGAGCGGAGGCGGCGGAGGAGACGAGGAAGAAGAGGAGCUCGAGUGGCUGGCGAACAAGGACGCGUUUCCGUCGCUGGAGACUUCGUUUGAGAUUCCUGCACACUCACUCAGCGGCAGCAGCGGCGGAUGUAGCGGCGGUGGCGCCGCCGAGGCCGCUAGGGAGGGGCCGAGCCCUGUUUCCGUCCUGGCGUCUGCCGCAUCCUUCUCCGCGCCGGCGCGGCCGAGGAGCAAAGGACGGACGCAGCGCCGGAGGCUGCUGACGGCUAUCCCGCCUCAGCCAGACACGGCUACGGCGACGAAGGCCAGGACCGCGGAGCGGCGGCGCUGUAGGCACUGCCUGGCGGAGCAGACGCCGCAGUGGCGAAUAGGGCCGGAGGGGCCGAAGACGCUGUGCAACGCCUGCGGCGUCCGGUACAAGUCCGAUCGCCUCGUACCCGAAUACCGUCCGGCGAGAAGCCCCACCUUCUCCGCCGCCAUCCACUCCAACUCUCACCGCCAGAUCCUGGAAAUGCGCCGCCAGAAAGAAGCUCCCCACGAGCGGAAAAACACAAGACCGCUACCGCCGCUGCAGCUUGUCACUCCACCGGUCAAGUUAAUCUCAAAGAAAAUUAAAAAAUAAUCUUUGUCUACCUUUUUUUAUUAAAUUUAGGAUCUCUUUUUUCCCUCUGCCCGAAAACGUAGAGUCUCAAAUUUUAUGUGCAGGGAGAAAUUUAUUUGCUUAAAGUAAUUGUAGUUCUAUUUGUUCAUUCAUCUUAAUGAAUCAUUUAGACAGUUUGAUGUAUAAAAGAUGAUUCACUCACUUUCAACA